Molecule: messenger RNA, 2253 nt
Organism: Venustampulla echinocandica
Lineage: Eukaryota; Fungi; Ascomycota; Leotiomycetes; Helotiales; Pleuroascaceae
Exons: 5
Coding region: 1-2253 (750 amino acids)
Source: RefSeq, a predicted model, not a curated record
AUGCCGGCUCACAAUGGUGGCGACGAUUUCUUCUCCGAUGAUGAGUUGGACAAUCUGCCAAACCACUAUCUCGACGAGUUGGAGACCAAUGCAAUUCAGUUCACCCAGGCGCAGACCCAAGCCGGCAUCUCGAAGCCCGCGGCCAUAAGGGUGCCUCCUUCUUCAGACUACGGCGAUGAUAUUGAUGACGAGGACCUUGACGAUGCCGUGGUUAUUGACGAGUCAAGAAGCACCCCAGCCAGAGCUAUUAUCCCAGCUCUGCAACGAAAUAUCCCAGGCCAGUUAGCCCAGAGGCAAGCCUUGCCCCAGCAACGAUAUGGAACGAUCAGCAACCCUCAUUCUACCAUAACGUACCCACAAAGAAAUAAUGUCGGCCCCCCACCGCUCUUCAAUCUGCCAAAUCCGACCACCUCGCGGAUUUCUAUCCCACAGAAUGAGUCAAUGGUCGUCGAACAGGAUCCAGAUCCAGGAGGCAAGACCCUGCAACUACCACACACGAAAUAUACUAACAUAUUGAAGCUGCUAAAAGAACGAGAUGCUUUAAAAUCGGGCCUCAAUGCAAAGGCGGGCGAGAUUGCCAUUGUUCGGAGCAAGCAAGAGAAGGCCGCGAAGCAAUAUGAGCGUGAGAUGGCUGCUCUUCGAAAACUCAACGAGGACAAAUUAGCGAAACAAGAAAAGGCUCUCGAGGCUGCCCGAAUAGCGGAGAAGAAUGCUGCAACUGAACGAGAAUUCAUUAGGCGGGAUUUGGCAGAGGAGACCGAAAAAGUCCGAAGGAUGAGUAAAAUUAAGGAAGCGGAGACAAAAGGAGCUCUUCUGACCACCCCGAAGAAGAAGAAGGCGCUUCCGCACAGGGAUGGGUUUGAUGACGAUGAAAUUGAGUUCCUCUCUCCGUCCAAACUCUCCCCUUCAAAAUUCCAAAAGAAGGUAGCGGGCUCUCCAUCUCGGGUAGGCAGUAAGCGGAGACGGAAGACUGUCGAAAGCCCAAUUGCUGCAUUGGAAGUGCAGGUGGAUGACGAACCUACGGAAAAGCCUGAGGCCAAGAACUUAGUGUUUGAUGAAUCGAUCAUAGAUAGCUUGAGUAGGCAGGAUGAUCGAUUUGAUUUCCUUGGAACUAUGCUAGACCACCGACUCAAUCCCGACCAUCUUCGAACGGUGCAAGAGCUGGAUAAAUAUGCGCUGCCGUCCACUCCAAAGGAAUCCUUUCAGUCCGUCUUGUUGGGAAAGAUACCCGUACUGGGGCUCAAGAAGUCUCAGAAAGCUCUUCCGAUCGACUUUUGCGAACUUUUGAUAUCAAUGUGGUCAAGUUGCAUGAAGGAGAAAUAUCUCGCACCAAUCUACCUCCUUAUCGAUCUGUUGACUUUCGCCUUGGAGCUGAAGACCACUUCGGUUGCUCCUCAUAUUACGGAUUCAAUUGUUCCGCUCGCCCAGCUUACUGCAGAUCUUGUGGUUAUACCGCGCUUCAAGGGACAUUCGACAGAGGCCUACGAUAAAAGCGUGAACGUAUCAUCGUGCCUAGCUCUGCUUCACCUUGUGGCGCUUGGAUGCAUGCCCGAGCAAGAACAUAUCACCCGAUUCUGGAAGUUCAUGCGUUACGAUUUUGUUCUCGUUAUGCUUAGUCCUAACCACCCGACUCCGGAUUUUGAGAUGAUGCUACCCCUACUUUCGACUAGUGUGUUCAGAGACAGUUUUGGUGCCAUCACGGUCGAGGGCAUACCGGAACUACAAGUCGUCGACAAUAUUUUGGAAAGGCUCACAUAUACCCUCUUCGAAAUUCCACCCUUGCCGGGAAGUUCGGAGAAAAUGGAACUGGGUGCCCUAUCCAAACUUCGCCUUAAUGUUUUACAGCUCAUGACCAGUAUGACUCGAUCAUCUUUCGCAAGUCGGGCCAUGGCAAUGCAUCCCCUUACGAUAGGUAGGCUUGUUAGCCUCAUCAGCGACGAGCUGGAUGAUUUGUACGACUACAAAGCUCGUCACGAGGAAAGUGCCCGAAUUAUCAGUCUAGCAACACGAUUAUUAUAUCACAUCGUCACAAGAUUCGGCGACGAUAUCGACAUACAAAAGAAACUCGCCGUAAUCCGCGGUGGUUCGCAGAAAUACCUCCUAUCUCUUUCCCGGUUGAAUUUCACGGAGGAUGACCUGUUGCUGGAAUCGGGGAUUGAUCCAGAUGUCGCGGCUUAUGCGUUAGAGAUGCUUGAGCGCGUCGUUACGCCUGAGGAAGGAGAUGCCAUACAUUCGGCAUUCUCAACUUCUUAA